AUGUUAGCAGCAGUUCUGUUCUUUGUCCUGGUGCUCCUGACUCCCCUGCAGUUGGAGGCCAAGUUCAAGAGUCUCCACUGUACCAACUACGAUAGAUCCUAUGGCGAAAUACUACUGUGCAAAAUCAAGGCUAUCAAUCGGUACAGGAACUCGAUAAGUAUCCAAUUCAGGCAGUUGCGAACGGUCAAUAAUGUUCAUAUGCGUUUGGAGCUUUUUAAACGAGCCAACGGAUGGCGUCCUUUUCUUUACAAUAUAUCGUUUAAUCUGUGCGAUUUUCUAUCAAAAAGAAACAAUGUGAUCGUGAGCCUCGGAUACGAGUAUCUGAAACCUUACAUCCCAAUGACGAACUACACUUGCCCGUUUAAGAAAAAUCAUUUAAUUAAGUGUACCGACCUCGAAUUUGAUAUCGAAAAGUUCCGUGUUCGAUUUCCUAUAGAAACCGGGGAGUACGCGCUCCAGUUGAGCUUCAUUGUCCAGAGGAAAGUAACGUUGACCCUAAAUGGAUCUGCUGAAUACUACAACUAUCGAGAGCACUGA
This is a messenger RNA of Drosophila melanogaster (fruit fly), 537 nucleotides long. RefSeq lists its product as uncharacterized. The transcript has 3 exons. The record is from RefSeq and is marked reviewed. NCBI's taxonomy places the organism in Eukaryota, Metazoa, Arthropoda, Insecta, Diptera, Drosophilidae. The coding region runs from base 1 to 537 and encodes 178 amino acids.